AUGUCCGCCACCUCUGGAGACUUCCUGGGGACUGACGAGGUGGACAGCCCGGUCCCCACACGGCCCGCCAACAGCAGCACCGACAUCCAAGGUAGCCUAGUUGAAGAACCUACUGGUAGCCGGGUCGUUUUGGGGUUUUUCUGAUGACUGUUGAUCCUGUCAUUCAGGUUAAAAGGGAAAAGCUUAGCGAUCAUUACUCAGAUCAGUUUAGAUCACAAUAGACUACAGCUAAUUAUCUCCCCGAAACACACUGAGUAAACAACCUGGCAUUCUUCCUUUCUUAUGCAUGCGGAUUAUAAUAAAAUAAUAAUAAUAAAUAAUUGGUCAUUUAGCAGACGCUCUUAUCCAGAGCGACUUACAGGAGCAAUUAGGGUUAAGUGCCUUGCUCAAGGUCACAUCCGACAGAUUUUUCACCUAGUCGGCUCGGGGAUUAGAACCAGCGACCUUUCGGUUACUGGUACAACGCUCUUAACCACUGAGCUACCAGCCGUAUUGGUCUGGCCUAACUGAUGUACUUGGUAUAUGUGGCUCUGAGCCUGAUAACGUUGUUUUCAUAGAUGUGAAAAGGCUACAUUGUGUGUGUGUGUGUGUCUGGAAGCAUCCAGGUUGAUCCAGUGCUCUGAGAUUAUCCCUGUCCUCGUCUGACUGUCUGUCAUUCAGGGAAAAUACACUUUCAGCUCUUUCAGAUCAGCUCAUAUUAACAUCGCUAUUGAUGAUGACACGUCUCACUGGCAGGAAGAAUUAGGACUUCACCCCAAAGACAGUACAGUAUCAAGACAGGCUAAAAUCCCGGAUCACAUUUGUAGGUGAUGUCAUGGCUAGCUGUGAAACACGUCAUGGGGUCUAACGGUCGACUCUGCGCCGAACUGCGCAUGUGCAGGCCGUCAAAUCAAAGGCACUCCUUCGAUAUAGAGUUGUUUUUGACGAAAAAGGAAACUCACUUUCAUGAGGUUGUAGUAAUAACAUGUUCAAAUACUUAAGAUAUUGGCUCAAAUCGAGGUUGUGACUUUUAGAUUUUCGAGAAAAUUAACAACUAAGGAAUAAUUUUUUACUUCUCUCAUUGACUUCUCAAACCCCAAAUCCCAGCCUGGUCUGUUUCGUAAAGCAUUCCUGGAAGUUUCGCGAUGUUGUGCCUCUGGGUUUAGAAACUCUAUGACUUGACCUCAAGUAGUUUUUAUUGUACGCAUCAUUUCACCAUGUCAUAAUCUGUGUUAGAGUUAAAUUACUAUCUCAGUUUUGUAAUCUCUGUCUGUUUCAUAUCCAGGUCCUCAUAGUCAUUGAGAAGAAAAUCACAUUUUGAAUGUUAAAUUCAUGCUUUCAUAAUCAACCCAUUCAUGAUACGUUGUUGUUGUUGUUGUUGUUUGUAUUCUUUGUAAAGAGGUCUAUGGAAUACUAUUGUUCUUUUGUGAUUCUCAAGUGUUUCCAUGUGAACCACUUGAUACUAAAUGAAUGUGCUCCUCUUUCCCACAUAACCCACUCAUUAUGCCUUUAUCAAUGAGGAAACCGUUAACUAUCUAGUCCACUCUGUGGAUACUUUGGUUGGUUACUGAAUUUCUAUGACAAAAUUUGCAUAAGAUUAAUUACUAGUCUUAAUUUUUUCAAAUGUUUUGAUUAAAUAUAAAAGAAACAUGCAUUAACAACACAAAACUAAUCAAAUUUCAGUAUUCUACCAUUGGAAUAGAUCAAUACUUAUACAUGAGUCAGAAGUGCAAUUCUGACUUCUGACGUAACACUUCUGUUAGUAACACGUCUGACAGUAACACGUCUGACAGUAACACGUCUGACAGUAACACGUCUGACAGUAACACGUCUGACAGUAACACGUCUGACAGUAACACUUCUGACCGUAACAAAUGACAUGACUAUUCCCUUUUGUGUGUUCCAGCUCUGAGGUUCCAGGGCCCGUUCCGAGCCUGGGGAACGGGUAGUCAGGGCGGGGGAAUGUGCAGUGACUCAGAGAGCACCGGAGGCAGCAGCGAGUCCCGAUCCAUGGACUCCCCCACCGCCAGCCCAGGUAAAGCCCUGUCUACCCACCCUUCGUAGCCCAUGGCCCUAUCUCCACACAACCUACACUACACUACUCUGUGCAGGUCAGGGCUCUGUGCAGGUCAGGGCUCUGUGCAGGCCAGUCAAGUUCUUCCACACUGAUCAACUCAACUAACCAUUUCUGUAUGGACCUCGCUUUGUGCACGGGGUCAUUGUCAUGCUGAAACAGGAAAGGGCCUUCCCCAAACUGUUGCCGCAAAGUUGGAAGCACUGAAUUGUCUAGAAUGUCAUUGUAUGCUGUAGCGUUAAGGUAAGGGGCCUAGCCCGAACCAUGAAAAACAGCCACAGACCAUUAUUCCUCCUCCACCAAACUUUACAGUUGGCACUAUGCACUGGGGCAGGUAACGUUCUCCUGGCAUCUGCCAAACCCAGAUUCGUCCGUCGGACUGCCAGAUGGUGAAGCGUGAUUCAUCACUCCAGAGAACGCGUUUCCACUGCUCCAGUGUCCAAUGGCGGCGAGCUUUACACCCCUCCAACCGACGCAUGGCAUUGCACAUGGUGAUCUUAGGCUUGUGUGCGGCUGCUCGGCCACGGAAACGCAUUUCAUGAAGUUCCCGACGAACAGUUCUUGUGCUGACGUUGCUUCCAGAAGAACUCAGUAGUAAGUGUUGCAACCGAGGACAGAUUAUUUUUAUGUGCUCUGUGCUUCAGCACUCGGCGGUCCCGUUCUGGGGAGCUUGUAUGGCCUACCACUUCGCGGCUGAGCCGUUGUUGCUCCUAGAUGUUUCCACUUCACAAUAACAGGACUUAGGUCCAAAAGGCUCCUUAACAGCUUCUACCCCCAAGCCAGAAGACUGCUGAACAAUUCAUGAAAUGGCCACCCGGACUAUUUGCGUUGCCCCCCCCCCCCACCCCCCUUUGUUUUUACACUGCUGCUACCCGCUGUUUAUUAUCUAUGUAUAGUCACUUUACCCCUACCUACAUGUACAAAUUACCUCGACUAACCUGUGCCCCCCCAUAUUGACUCGGUGCCGGUACCCCCUGUAUAUAGCCUUGGUGCCGGUACCCCCUGUAUAUAGCCUUGGUACCGGUACCCCCUGUAUAUAGCCUUGGUGCCGGUACCCCCUGUAUAUAGCCUUGGUGCCGGUACCCCCUGUAUAUAGCCUUGGUGCCGUAACCCCCCCCUGUAUAUAGCCUUGGUGCCGGUACCCCCUGUAUAUAGCCUUGGUGCCGGUACCCCCUGUAUAUAGCCUUGGUGCCGGUCCCCCUGUAUAUAGCCUUGGUGCCGUACCCCGCUGUAUAUAGCCUUGGUGCCGGUACCCCCUGUAUAUAGCCUCGGUGCCGGUACCCCCUGUAUAUAGCCUGGUACCGGUACCCCCUGUAUAUAGCCUUGGUGCCGGUACCCCUGCAUAUAGCCUUGGUGCCGGUACCCCCUGUAUAUAGCCUUGGUGCCGGUACCCCUGUAUAUAGCCUUGGUGCCGGUACCCCCUGUAUAUAGCCUUGGUGCCGGUACCCCCUGUAUAUAGCCUUGGUGCCGGUACCCCCUGUAUAUAGCCUUGGUGCCGGUACCCCCUGUAUAUAGCCUUGUGCCGGUACCCCUGUAUAUACCUUGGUGCCGGUACCCCCUGUAUAUAGCCUGGUGCCGGUACCCCCUGUAUAUAGCCUUGGUACCGGUACCCCCUGUAUAUAGCCUUGGUGCCGGUACCCCCUGUAUAUAGCCUUGGUGCCGGUACCCCCUGUAUAUAGCCUCGGUGCCGGUACCCCCUGUAUAUAGCCUUGGUACCGGUACCCCCUGUAUAUAGACUCGGUACCGGUACCCCCUGUAUAUAGCCUUGGUACCGGUACCCCCUGUAUAUAGACUCGGUACCGGUACCCCCUGUAUAUAGCCUUGGUGCCGGUACCCCCUGUAUAUAGCCUUGGUGCCGGUACCCCCUGUAUAUAGCCUUGGUGCCGGUACCCCCUGUAUAUAGCCUUGGUGCCGGUACCCCCUGUAUAUAGCCUUGGUGCCGGUACCCCCUGUAUAUAGCCUUGGUACCGGUACCCCCUGUAUAUAGACUCGGUGCCGGUACCCCCUGUAUAUAGCCUUGGUGCCGGUACCCCCUGUAUAUAGCCUUGGUGCCGGUACCCCCUGUAUAUAGCCUCGUUAUUGUUAUUUUAUUGUUACUUUUUAUUAUUUUUUACUUUAGUUUAUUUAGUAAAUAUUUUCUUAACUCUUUCUUGAACUGCAUUGUUGGUUAAGGGCUUGUAAGUAAGCAUUUCACGGUAAUGUUGUAUUCGGCGCAUGUGACAAAUAUUUUAUUUUAUUUUAUUUUAUUUCACUUACAGUUGACCUGGGCAGCUCCAGCAGGGCCGAAAUGUGACAAUCUGACUUGUUGGAAAGGUGGCAUCCUAUGACGGUGCCAUGUUGAAAGUCACUGAGCCAAUGUUUGUUUAUGGAGAUUGCACGGCUGUGUGCUAGAUUUUAUACACCUGUCAGCAACGGGUGUGGCUGAAAUUGCCGAAUCCACUAAUUUGAAGGGGUGUCCACAUACUUUUGUAUAUAUAGUGUAUGUGCCAUCGCUUCUACCUGUUAGCUUGGCAGGACCAACCACUACCACCCCCUGUCUUCUACCUGUUAGCUUGGCAGGACCAACCACUACCAUCCCCUGUCUUCUACCUGUUAGCUUGGCAGGACCAACCACUACCACCCCCUGUCUUCUACCUGUUAGCUUGGCAGGACCAACCACUACCACCCCCUGUCUUCUACCUGUUAGCUUGGCAGGACCAACCACUACCACCCCCUGUCUUCUACCUGUUAGCUUGGCAGGACCAACCACUACCUCCCCGUUACCUUUAAUCACCUGUUGAAAGGAAAUUAUUGAUGGUUCUUAUUAUGUCAUAGCAGCCACCCUCAUAGACGUGACACAGAGACAGACAGACAGACAGACGGACAGACGGACAGAUGGACAGCAGGAGCAUGCCUGAGUCCUGAUGGUGUGUCUAUAAUACCCUUGAAGGACAUCUGAGCUACGGACAGGCUAAAGUAAAGGAAUGUUCAGUAGGUUUAACAGUGACAUUUUCUGGAGUUUUGUGUUAUUCUGGUCGGUGUUCAACCAUGUGUUGUAUUCUGUGGAUUAUGUAACAUGCUGAAGUCUGUUUGGUUUUCAUUACCUGUUGUGAUAGGUUUCCUUUAAAUGAAUUAUAGUGUUGCAGUUUCUCUCGUGUUGUAAUCAUACACAACAACAGUUCCUGAGUGAGAUGUUUUAUUUAACUAGUUACAAUUAACUUCAUUGGAUUUUAAGCAAUCUGACUCGUUAGCACCUUUUGGACUCAUACAAAUCUAGAACGAUUGGAAUGAGUGUUUGCAAUCUAGCCAGUCAGUUCAUUCCUCUAUUCCCAAAGUGCCCCAAUGUCUGGAGAAAUGUGGGGAAUGUGCCCUAUCACUGAGAUAAGUCUCUUGUCCAGGCCAUUAUCAGAACAAUAAGGGAAUCAAGCAGAGGAAUUGAUCAGUGAAUGGAGGUAUGAAUCACCCAGAACGUCUUGUGAGUGGUCCCUUGCUGGUCUCCUGACCUUUCGCCAUUGGAGGGCCCAGGGGUGCCACGCCCCUCAAUCUCAACCAUGUCUUAUAAUAAGUAGACUCUUUGCCAGUCACUCAGUUCAUAACGAUCAAGGCUUGAAGCUGUGGAUAAAGAGGAACAGAUGCUCUGAGACCAAGGAUCUAGUACCAUCACUAGACCAGGCCUCAGUUAGACAGUGGACAGUAGUACUGAGUAGCUACACAGUAGUAUUGACAAGAUACUAUGAGGAUCUUUUGUGUGUUCACUGCCUCCUGCUCAGGUGACUUCAAGAGGAGAUUACCCAGAACCCCCUCCACGGGGACCAUGUCGUCAGCUGAUGACAUGGACGAGAGAGAACCGUCCUCGCCGUCAGACAACGGUGAGUCAGAUAGUUCAUUCAUUUGAUACGGUGCUAUAUGUUUGCUUUGGAUAAGUAUGUUGUAACACUUUCCAUGUCAAUAAAGUUUAUUGAAUUUGAAUUUGAGUUCAGAGAAAGUGUGUUUGUGUGUGUGUGUGUGUGUGUGUGUGUGUGUGUGUGUGUGUGGUAAAACCGUUGCUAAUGCUUGAAAUGUCAUAAGAGUAUAUUGUAACAGUUCAGAAUGUGUUAUGAAAGUGUCAGUUGGAGCAAUAAUCUCUUCAGCAGCAAUACACAGGUAGCUAGAGCACUAGGCCAGUAACCUAAAUGUUGCUCCUUUGAAUCCCUGAGCCGACAAGGUGAAAGAGAACUGUCUAUGUGCCCUUGAGCUAGGCACUUAACCCUAAUUGUUCCAGGGUUGCCAUUGAUAAUGGCAGACCCUGGCCGUGACCCCAGUCUCAGGGGGAGUUGGGAUAUGCAAAAAAAAAACAUUUCCAAUUGAAAUAGGACAAAUAUAAGCAACAAUAUUAUUAUUAUAAGUACACUGACUGAGCAAAACAAGGUUUGGAAUAACAACAGAACAUACACUACAUAGUCAAAUGUAUGUGGACACCUGCUCGUCGAACAUCUCAUUCCAACAUCAUGGGCAUUAAUAUGGAGUUGGUCCCCCAUUUACUGCUAUAACAGCCUCCACUCUUCUGGGAAGGCUUUCCACUAGAUGUUGGAAGAUUUCAGCGAGGACUUGCUUCCAUUCAGCCACAAGAGCAUUAGUGAGGUCGGGCACUGAUGUUGGGCGAUAAGGUGUUCGAUGGGGUUGAGGUCAGGGCUCUGUGCAGUCCAGUCAAGUUCUUCCACACCGAUCUCAACAAACCAUUUCUGUAUGGACCUCGCUUUGUGCACAGGGGCAUUGUCAAGCUGAAACAGGAAAGGGUUUUCUCCAAACUGUUGCCACAAAGUUGGAAGCACUGAAUUGUCUAGAAUGUCAUUGUAUGCUGUAGCGUAAAGAUUUCCCUUCACUGGAACUAAGGGGUCCGAACUAUGAAAAACAGCCCCAGACCAUUAUUCCUCCUCCACCAAACUUUACAGUUGGCACUAUGCAUUGGGGCAGGUAGUGUUCUCCUGGCAUCCGCCAAACCCAGAUGUGUCUGUCGGACUGCCAGAUGGUGAAGCGUGAUUCAUCACUCCAGAGAACGUGUUUCCACUGCUCCAGAGUCCAAAGGCACCGAGUUUUACACCACUCCAGCUGAGCUUGGCAUUGCGCAUCGUGCUCUUAGGCUUGUGUGUGGCUGCUCGGCCAUGGAAACCCAUUUCAUGAAGCUCCCGACAGUUAUUGUGCUGACAUUGCUUCCAGAAGCAGUUUGGAACUUGGUAGUGAGUGUUGCAACCGAGGACAGAUUUAUUUUUAUGCGCUACACACUUCAGCACUCUGCGGUUCCGUUCUGUGUGCUUGUGUGACCUACGACUUUGUGGAUGGGCCGUUGUUGCUCCUAGACGUUUCCACUUCACAAUAACAGCUCUUACAGUUGACCUGGGCAGCUCUAGCAGGGCAGAAAUUCUACGAACUGACUUGUUGGAAAGGUGGCAUCCUAUGACAGUGCCACAUUGAAAGUUACUGAGGUCUUCAGGAAGGCCAUUCUACUGCCAAUGUUUCUCUAUGAAGAUUGCAUGGCUGUGUGCUCGAUUUUUAUACACGUGUCAGCAACGGUUGUGGCUGAAAUAGCCGAAUCCACUAAGUUGAAGGGGUGUACACAUACUUUUGUAUAUAGAGAGAUUCAGAGAUUGGUACACUAUCUCUCUCUCUCUCUCUGUUUCUCUGUGUCUGUGUCUCUCUCUCUCUCUGUGUCUCUGUGUCUCUGUGUCUCUGUCUCUGUGUCUCUGUCUCGUCUCCCAAGGUCUGGGUGAGAUGGUGACAGAGACAGCCAGUUCCCCAGGUCCGUUCCGUGACAUCCAGAUGUCCAAGGCAGCCCAGACUCACAAGCUGAGGAAGCUGAGGGCCCUGUCCAAGUGCAGAGAGUGUGAUAGUCUGGUGGUCUUCUAUGGUGCUGAAUGUGAGGAGGUGAGUACUCUGUCCAACAGUGGUUCUCAAUCUGGGGUACUUUACCCCUGGAAGUACCUGGCCUAUCCACAGCGGGGAUGGAAGUACCUGUCCUAUCCACAGCGGGAUGGAAGUAUCUGUCCUAUCCACAAAGGGGAUGGAAGUACCUGUCCUAUCCACAGAGGGGAUGGAAGUAUCUGUCCUAUCCACAGAGGGGAUGGAAGUAUCUGUCCUAUCCACAGAGGGGAUGGAAGUACCUGUCCUAUCCACAGAGGGGAUGGAAGUACCUGUCCUAUCCACAGAGGGGAUGGAAGUAUCUGUCCUAUCCACAGAGGGGAUGGAAGUACCUGUCCUAUCCACAGCGGGAUGGAAGUACCUGUCCUAUCCACAGAGGGGAUGGAAGUACCUGUCCUAUCCACAGCGGGGAUGGAAGUACCUGGCCUAUCCACAGCGGGGAUGGAAGUACCUGUCCUAUCCACAGAGGGGAUGGAAGUACCUGUCCUAUCCACAGAGGGGAUGGAAGUACCUGUCCUAUCCACAGAGGGGAUGGAAGUACCUGGCCUAUCCACAGAGGGGAUGGAAGUACCUGGCCUAUCCACAGAGGGGAUGGAAGUACCUGUCCUAUCCACAGAGGGGAUGGAAGUACCUGUCCUAUCCACAGCGGGGAAUUGGAAAGACUCAUAAGAACAUAGGCAUACUGAUCAGUUGCACAUUAGGGGGUACUUCAGGUAGAGCAAAAUGUGAUUGGGGUACAGUAAGUAAAUGUGAUUGGGGUACAGUAAAUAAAUGUGAUUGGGGACAGUAAAUAAAUGUGAUUGGGGGGAUGGUAAGUUAAUGAGAUUGGGGGGACAGUGAGUAAAUGUGAUUGGGGUACAGUAAGUAAAUGUGAUUGGGGUACAGUAGGUAAAUGUGAUUGGGGGACAGUAAAUACAUGUAUUUGGGGUUAGUAUGUUAAUGUGAUUGGGGGGGACAGUAGGUAAAUGUGAUUGGGGGGACAGUAAAUACAUGUGAUUGGGGGUACAGUAAGUUAAUGUGAUUGGGGGGACAGUAGGUAAAUGUGAUUGGGGGUACAGUAGGUAAAUGUGAUUGGGGGGACAGUAGGUAAAUGUAUUUGGGGUUAGUAAGUUAAUGUGAUUGGGGGGACAGUAGGUAAAUGUGAUUGGGGGUACAGUAGGUAAAUGUGAUUGGGGGGACAGUAGGUAAAUGUAUUUGGGGUUAGUAAGUUAAUGUGAUUGGGGGGACAGUAGGUAAAUGUGAUUGGGGGUACAGUAGGUAAAUGUGAUUGGGGGGUACAGUAGGUAAAUGUGAUUGGGGGGACAGUAGGUAAAUGUGAUUGGGGAGACAGUAGGUAAAUGUGAUUGGGGGACAGUAAAUAAAUGUAUUUGGGGUUAGUAAGUUAAUGUGAUUGGGGGGACAGUAGGUAAAUGUGAUUGGGGGGACAGUAGGUAAAUGUGAUUGGGGGGACAGUAGGUAAAUGUGAUUGGGGGGACAGUAAAUAACUAAAACAUGUUGAGAAGCACUGUUCUAGAAGUCCCAAAAGGAAAAAGUCUGCAGACCACAGGGAGCCACCCAGACACUGAGAGUCCACAGACUGCCAUCAUCCAGUACUGGAUAUUUUGGAUUCAUUAAAAGGGGACCUUUUGUUACCCUCUGGGUGCCUGUACUGUCCUCUCACUAGAAUGUUCUCUUAGCUCUGCUUAUUUUAGAUGGAGUUACAUUACAUAUUUAUGGAAACAUUGAGAUAAUGGAACAGGGCAGGAAAGAUGGUUACUUGAGGGGAAUGGUUAUUCAGAUGAUUAUGUAACGCUGUGGUCCUGUGUGGCACUGUGAGAGCGUGGCGCUAGCAAUGCCAAAGUCGUGGGUUCAGUUCCCACUGGGAUAACACACACUCACUGUACUGUCGGUCACUUUGGAUAAAAGCAUCUGCUAAGUGGCAUAUAUACAGUAGUGUUGCUAGCUGACAUGGAUGUUAACUAUCGGACUCCUCUGCUGUUUCCCAGUGCUUCCUGGCCUGCCAUAAGAAGUGUCUGGAGACCCUGGCCAUCCAGUGUGGUCAUAAGAAACUGCAGGGUAGACUGCACCUCUUUGGUAUUGACUUCACCCAAGCAGCUAGGAACAACCCAGAUGGAAUCCCUUUCAUAAUCAGGAAGUGUACCUCGGAGAUAGAGAAUAGAGCGUUGGACAUCAAGGUAACAUAAUGCUAGCAUUUUCAAGUAACAUUAUAUAGCCUAGCUUGUUUGGCAAAUGAUCUAUUGUUUUCAAUGUCACCCAGAUGUGCUUUGAAUUGAAGACGUCCUGUUUUUGAAGGGAAAUAAUGCUUGUUAGGAGAAUAAAAUUGCCCAAAUCUGAGCUGCUGUGUUGUGUCUUGAUUGUCCAGGGGAUCUACCGUGUGAACGGGGCCAAGUCUCGUGUGGAGAAGCUCUGUCAGGUAUUUGAGAACGGCAAGGACCUCGUGGAGCUAUCUGACCUUUACCCCCAUGACAUCAGCAACGUGCUCAAACUCUACCUGAGACAGGUGGGUCACACACACAGAAUUCUCCAGGACAAGGUAGUUGCUAUCCAGAACCUUAAAGGGUUAUUCGGCUGUCCCCAUAGGAGAACUCUUUUUGGUUCUAGGUAGAACCCUUUUUGGUUCUAGGUAGAACCCUUUUUGGUUCUAGGUAGAACCAAAAAGGGUUCUACCUGUAACCAAAAAGUGUUCUCCUAUGGGGACAGCCGAAUAACCCUUUUGAAACCCUUGUUUCUAAGAGUGGACUGACAGACUGCACACUAGCCCAAUAAUAUUGACUUAUCUUCCUUGUUUUCAUUCAAUACUAGUUUAUAGAUUCUCUCUUUGUCUCCAGUCCUGUCUGUUGUAUAUUUAUUUAUAUAUAUUCAUUUAUAUUUGUCUUCAUAUUUUUGUAAUUCCAGUUUAAAAUUAACUUCCUUGUUUAUUUUCUCUCCCUGUAGCUUCCAGAGCCUCUCAUCCUGUUCCGUUUCUACAAUGACUUCAUCGGCCUGGCCAAGGAGAGCCAGAACAUCAUCGUGGAUGAGGUGGAAGCGUCCAGGGACAGCCCCAGCUCCCUGACCCCGCCGCAGGUCAGCGUGGAGCUCAACCGGGUCCUCUUCAAGAUCAAAGACCUCCUGAGACAGCUGCCCCCGGCCCACUACAAGACCCUGCAGUUCCUCAUCCAACACCUGCACAGGUACGGAAUCUAUUCUGAGAAUUUAGAUGACAAGUGCUGCACAACUCUGACUAUCACGUAAAUAAUGUAUUAAUGUCAAUGGGAGACUUUGAGUUUAGUCAGUGGAUCUGAAGGCAGAAUACAACCCUAUAAAUAUACAUACACAGCUUAAUGGCCCAGUGCAGUCAAACGUGAUUUUCCUGUGAUUUACAGUUGAAGUCGGAAGUUUACAUCAGGAUCACCACUUUAUUUUAAGAAUGUGAAAUGUCAGAAUAAUAGCAGAGAGAAUGAUUUAUUUCAGCUUUUAUUUCUUUCAUCACAUUCCCAGUUGGUCAGAAGUUUACAUACAAUCAAUUAGUAUUUGGUAGUAUUGCCUUUAAAUUGUUUAACUUGGGUCAAACGUUUCGGGUAGCCUUCCACAAGCUUCCCACAAUAAGUUGGGUGAAUUUUGGCCCAUUCCUCCUGACAGAGAUGGUGUAAUUGAGUCAGGUUUGUAGGCCUCCUUGCUCGCACACACUUUUUCAUUUGUGCCCACAAAUUUUCUAUAGGAUUGAGGUCAGGGCUUUGUGAUGGCCACUCCAAUACCUUGACUUUGUUGUCCUUAAGCCAUUUUGUCACAACUUUGGAAGUAUGCUUGGGGUCAUUGUCCAUUUGGAAAACACAUUUGCGACCAAGCUUUAACUUCCUGACUGAUGUCUUGAGAUGUUGCUUCAAUAUAUCCACAUUAUUUCCCUUCCUCAUGAUGCCAUCUAUUUUGUGAAGUGCACCAGUCCCUCCUGCAGCAAAGUACCCCCACAGCAUGAUGCUGCCACCCCCGUGCUUCACAGUUGGGAUGGUGUUCUUCGGCUUGCAAGUGGUCCCCUUUUUCCUCCAAACAUAACAAUGGUCAUUAUGGCCAAACAGUUCUAUUUUUGUUUCAUCAGACCAGAGGACAUUUCUCCAAAAAGUACGAUCAUUGUCCCCAUGUGCAGUUGCAAACCGUAGUCUGGCUUUUUUAUGGCGGUUUUGGAGCAGUGGCUUCUUCCUUGCUGAGCGGCCUUUCAGGUUAUGUCGAUAUAGGACUCGUUUUACUGUGGAUAUAGAUACUUUUGUACCUGUUUCCUCCAGCAUCUUCACAAGGUCCUUUGCUGUUGUUCUGGGAUUGAUUUGCACUUUUCGCACCAAAGUACAAUCUCUAGGAGACAGAAUGCGUCUCCUUCCUGAGUGGUAUGACGGCUGCGUGGUCCCAUGGUGUUUAUACUUGCGUAGUAUUGUUUGUACAGAUGAACGUGGUACCUUCAGGCGUUUGGAAAUUGCUCCCAAGGAUGAACCAGACUUGUGGAGGUCUACCAUUUUUUUCUGAGGUCUUGGCUGAUUUCUUUUGAUUUUCCCAUGAUGUCAAGCAAAGAGGCACUGAGUUUGAAGGUAGACCUUUAAAUACAGUGGGGAAAAAAAGUAUUUAGUCAGCCACCAAUUGUGCAAGUUCUCCCACUUAAAAAGAUGAGAGGCCUGUCAUUUUCAUCAUAGGUACACGUCAACUAUGACAGACAAAUUGAGAAAAAAAAAUCCUGAAAAUCACAUUGUAGGAUUUUUAAUGAAUUUAUUUGCAAAUUAUGGUGGAAAAUAAGUAUUUGGUCACCUACAAACAAGCAAGAUUUCUGGCUCUCACAGACCUGUAACUUCUUAUUUAAGAGGCUCCUCUGUCCUCCACUCGUUACCUGUAUUAAUGGCACCUGUUUGAACUUGUUAUCAGUAUAAAAGACACCUGUCCACAACCUCAAACAGUCACACUCCAAACUCCACUAUGGCCAAGACCAAAGAGCUGUCAAAGGACACCAGAAACAAAAUUGUAGACCUGCACCAGGCUGGGAAGACUGAAUCUGCAAUAGGUAAGCAGCUUGGUUUGAAGAAAUCAACUGUGAGAGCAAUUAUUAGGAAAUGGAAGACAAACAAGACCACUGAUAAUCUCCCUCGAUCUGGGGCUCCAUGCAAGAUCUCACCCCGUGGGGUCAAAAUGAUCACAAGAACGGUGAGCAAAAAUCCCAGAACCACACAGGGGGACCUAGUGAAUGACCUGCAGAGAGCUGGGACCAAAGUAACAAAGCCUACCAUCAGUAACACACUACACCGCCAGGGACUCAAAUCCUGCAGUGCGAGACGUGUCCCCCUGCUUAAGCCAGUACAUGUCCAGGCCCGUCUGAAGUUUCCUAGAGUGCAUUUGGAUGAUCCAGAAGAGAAUUGGGAGAAUGUCAUAUGGUCAGAUGAAACCAAAAUAGAACUUUUUGGUAAAAACUCAACUCGUCGUGUUUGGAGGACAAAGAAUGCUGAGUUGCAUCCAAAGAACACCAUACCUACUGUGAAGCAUGGGAGUGGAAACAUCAUGCUUUGGGGCUGUUUUUCUGCAAAGGGACCAGGACGACUGAUCCGUGUAAAGGAAAGAAUGAAUGGGGCCAUAUAUCAUGAGAUUUUGAGUGAAAACCUCCUUCCAUCAGCAAGGGCAUUGAAGAUGAAACAUGGCUGGGUCUUUCAGCAUGACAAUGAUCCCAAACACACCGCCCGGGCAACGAAGGAGUGGAUUCGUAAGAAGCAUUUCAAGGUCCUGGAGUGGCCUAGCCAGUCUCCAGAUCUCAACCCCAUAGAAAAUCUUUGGAGGGAGUUGAAAGUCUGUGUUGCCCAGCGACAUCCCCAAAACAUCACUGCUCUAGAGGAGAUCUGCAUGGAGGAAUGGGCCAAAAUACCAGCAACAGUGUGUGAAAACCUUGUGAAGACUUACAGAAAUCGUUUGACCUGUGUCAUUGCCAACAAAGGGUAUAUAACAAAGUAUUGAGAAACUUUUGUUAUUGACCAAUUACUUAUUUUCCACCAUAAUUUGCAAAUAAAUUCAUAAAAAAUCCUACAAUGUGAUUUUCUUGAUUUUUUUUUUCUCAUUUUGUCUGUCAUAGUUGACGUGUACCUAUGAUGAAGAUUACAGGCCUCUCUCAUCUUUUUAAGUGGGAGAACUUGCACAAUUGGUGACUGACUAAAUACUUUUUUUCCCCACUGUACAUCCACAGGUACACCUCCAAUUGACUCAAAUUAUGUCAAUUAGCAUAUCAGAAGCUUCUAAAGCCAUGACAUCAUUUUCUGGAAUUUUCCAAGCUGUUUAAAGGCACAGUCAACUUAGUGUAUGUAAACUUCUGACCCAUUGGAAUUGUGAUACAGUAAAUUAUAAGUGAAAUAAUCUGUCUAUAAACAAUUGUUGGAAAAAUUAUUUGUGUCAUGCACAAAGUAGAUGUCCUAACCAACUUGCCAAAACUAUAGUUUGUUAACAAGAAAUUUGUGGAGUGGUUGAAAAACGAGUUUUAAUGACUCAAACCUAAGUGUAUUUAAACUUCCGACUAUAACUGUGUAUAUAUAUAUAUAUAUAUAUAUAGUGGAUUCCGAAAGUAUUCAGACCCAUUUACUUUUUCCACAUUUUGUUAUGUUACAACCUUAUUCUAAAAUUGAUUUUUGUUUAUGUGCUUCUAUACACAAUACCCCAUAAUGACAAAGCAAAAUCAGGUUUGUAGCUAAAAAAUAAAAUGAAAUAUUACAUUUACGUAAGUACUCAGUACUUUGUUGAAGCACCUUUGGCAGCAAUUAUAGCCUUGAGCCUUCUUGUGUAUGAUGCUACAAGCUUAGCACACCUGUAUUUGGGGAGUUUCUCUCAUUCCUCUCCGUAUUUCCACACUAUGUGGUUGGAAUUAUACUGUGAAAUUGUGAAAAUGAUGGUAAUGCCCUUUUAGUGUAAGAGCUGUUUGAAAAGACCGCCUGAAAUUUCAGCCUGUUUUGGUGGGAUGGAGCUUUGGCCUGCGUAGUGACAUCACCAGGUGAUAAAUUAGUUAAUAGACCAAUAAGAGAGCUCCAAACCUCUCUGCCAAUAACAGCUAGUUUUCAGUUUUCCCCUCCCCACUCAGACCACUCCCAGACAGUCAUAGCAAAAUUCUUGUUUUGAGAAAUUGCUCUUUGCUAAGAAGCUAUUUUUGUUUCUUUUUACAAUUUUAAUUUAAUACAAUCACAGUAAGGUACUUAAUUGUUACCCAGAAAUGUUUUGACAUUGAGAUAAAAAACGUCUGCACUGGACCUUUUAAAGAGCGACUGAACACACCAAUUGGCAGUGUGUUUUUUUCUGAUGCUCAUUAGAAAAACAAGAUUUCAGUCUCGGAUGUGUGUUUCCUGAUCGAUUCUGCAUUUGCUUAUUAAUGAUGUUUGUCCCCCAUGAGACACUGUAGACGCGGAAGACUAUUUCACUUCCUCAAAAUCCCCAGAAUGAAUCUAAUAUAACUCAAGAAAUCUGUAAAAUUAUUUUGAUGUUUUAGUUGAGCCAUGUUACAUCUAACUCGGGUGUUUGGUGCAGUAUUUCUCAAGAAAAAAAAAUGUGUGACGUGUUGUCUUAUGUAUAUCUCACUUUAUGCUGUUCAUUUACCCAUUGUGACGCACGGAUGUUCCAAUCUCCGUUUUAGACGAGACUGACUUUAUGACCAAAAUUAUCCUAUUUACACUUUGUAGUCAUUUUUGACACUAGAAUACAUGUUUCUGACUCAUAUCGAUGCCACAAAGGCCAUUUUCAGAGAGAUUUGUUACUUUUUAAGGGCAUUCGCACUUUACAACACACAUCCCACAAAGUAACAACAACAAACUGGAACAGCAGUAACAAUGAACCAGAAGUCCAGCUCCAUACGUCAUCCUUCCUGUCCCGUGUAGGGUGACCGAGCAGGCGGAGGAGAACAAGAUGACAGCCAGUAACCUGGGCAUCAUCUUCGGCCCCACGCUCAUCAAACCCAGACAGACGGACGCCGAGGUGUCCCUGUCCUCCCUGGUGGACUACCCCUACCAGGCCCUCAUCGUGGAGCUCCUCAUCAGACACUAUCAGAUGAUCUUUGAUGCCCCCGUCAGCCCCCUGCCAUGGCCCCAGGGCCCCCCAGUCCCCUCUGAGGAGGGCUUCCCCUUGGAGGAUCAGGACCCUCACCCCCGCCUCACCCCUCAGGAGAAGCAGCUCAGCAGACAGUCUCUGGUAGACAUGAAGGAGGUGAGUGACUUAUUAAAAUGGAACUGAAUAGAAAUAUGAUAAACCUAUGUUAUGGAUCUAGCUUCUACUGAUGAACAGUGAUGACUCUCUUCUCUCUCUCUCUCUCCUUUGUGUUUCUCUCUCUCUCUCUCUCUCUCUCUCUCUCUCUCUCUCUCUCCUUUGUGUUUUCUCUCUCUCUCUCUCUCUCUCUCUCUCUCUCUCUCUCUCUCUCUCUCUCUCUCUCUCUCUCUCUCUGUCCCUCUGUUUCCUGUCCCCUGUCCAUUGCAGCAGAGCUGUAAAUUGUUUAAGUGUCAUUCCUCUAUAGUCCCCUCCAACAAUGCAAUGGAGGAGGUCAGAGAUGGGAACCCCAGGUCUGAUGGGAGGGACUCUACCCCUGGUCAGUAUUACUCCACUAUAACUGGACACCAAUAGUACACUGUUCACGUCCUGAACUUUAUUACUGACUGAUCCUCUCUGUACUCUGUAGUGGUAGACGAGGACUUAGAGCAACUCAACGGGCUCCUGUCUGGCAGCGUCCCUGAGGUCCAGAGAGCAGGGGGAGAGAGGGGGAUGGGGGAAAGGGGUCUCACCCGGGCCCACCACACCACCUCCCGGGUCCAUCUCCGCCACCCCCGCUCCAAACUGGUCUCUCGGCCUUCCGAACGGCCCCUGAACCCGGCCCGAGGCGUGGAUGAGAGGAACGCCAGGAACACCGCUGAGCAAGACGACGGGAAAGGUACCGGGAGCGCCAGGAGCAUUACGCGGGACCAGUCGAUCGGGGAGGAGUCGGAGGAUGAGAAGCCAAAGUCGAGGGCGAACCAGCCUCUACCGGAGCGCGUUCAUCGACACGGGGACCUGGGACAGGCAGUACAAGCAUUAUGACAUCACCCCCAGGACAGCUAAGAUCAACCUGUCUACAGCGGACGAGUUGGCCAAGGACUCGACCAGAAGCCUCGCCACAUCUGUACCAUCAUCCUCUUCCUUCAACUCCUUCGGGAGUGGUGGCUGCACCAUCGCGGUGUGGCCGGGCAGGACUCUGAGAAGGGAGGAGAACGUGUGGGAGUACAGCCAAGAGCCCACUGUGUUCAGACCCCCCCCGACUCUACAGCCACCCCCUGGAACCUUCUACAAUCCCCCCACGGGGAGCAAGGCCAAUGCGCUAGGGGACGCGGGGCUGAAGAAGAACGUCACAGUAGCUACCAGCGCUGAGGAGGAAGAAGAGGACGAUGAUGGAGAAGAGAUGGGUCUGGAGGUCUCUGAGGCUCCACAGCAGGCCCUGUCCCUGCCCCAGUCCCCCAGCUCCAGCCCUGAGAACCUCAGUCAGGAGGCCAAGCCCGUGUACCAGAGACUACGGCCCAGACGCUUGCAGGAGUUGGAGCACCGCGAGGCGCAUCUUGUAUGA
Messenger RNA from Coregonus sp. 'balchen', 17483 nucleotides. The record is from the annotation of a GenBank genome assembly. NCBI's taxonomy places the organism in Eukaryota, Metazoa, Chordata, Actinopteri, Salmoniformes, Salmonidae.